Molecule: messenger RNA, 1964 nt
Organism: Chaetomium strumarium
Lineage: Eukaryota; Fungi; Ascomycota; Sordariomycetes; Sordariales; Chaetomiaceae
Product: FAD binding domain protein
Exons: 2
Coding region: 234-1964 (576 amino acids)
Source: RefSeq, a predicted model, not a curated record
GACCGUCGGGGGCAAUGUAAGGCAGUCGGAUUCGAGAACCUGGCCCUCAGCCGUAAAGGUUCUCAUCAGAUUGUCAUGGGUAAACUCCCCAGAAGCCACUUCGCCCGCAUCUCUGGAUUCUAGGUGGUCUGUCGAACCAUCUCCGUCGUUCUCUCAUCCCGACGCCCGUCACCCUCUGCGUCCCUGUUUACUCCUGAGUCCAUCAGUGGCGUUGUUGCCCUUUCACCGGAAGGAUGACUAUCAACGGAUACGAGGCAUCUUCGAAGCCUGACUUUGGCACUCCCGGUCUGAACGGUGCUGCCGUUCACGACAUCAUCAUCGUGGGGGCCGGACCAUGUGGCCUUGCAGUUGCUGCCCGGCUGCGCGAAGCGAAUCCCGCUGCCAUCUUCACCGACGAGGAGCACCAGCGCUUUCACUGGAUGAAUCGGCACGGAAAGAAGAUGGCCCUGAAGCACGUCAAGAGUGGCCGGACAUCGUCCGCGACGCACGGCACUGUCCGAGGGUACGACAUGGCCGUCCUGGAUGCCAACCACGAUGACUGGAUGGGCCGAUGGAAUCAGCUCUUCCACACCUUCCACAUUACGCAUCUCCGCAGCCCCAUGUUCUGGCACCUCGACCCCAACAGCCGCGAUGGCCUGCUGUCCAAGGCGUAUGAAGAGCAACGGUCAGGGGAGCUGCUGGAGAUCAAGGGAUGCGUGGGCAAGGAAAUCAGCAAGCACAUGAAGAAGCGGCGGAGGAACUACACAGGCGGCAAAGGAGACUCCCGAGUUCCGAUCAACGAGCGAGACCGCAACGAUUACUUCACCCCAUCGCAGUCGCUCUUCUCGGAGCACUGUAAGGACGUUGUCGCUCACUACAGCCUACAUGGAACCGGGUUAGUCCACAAGGAGACAGUCCUCGACAUCGCUUACAGCUCUGUCCCGGGUGUGCCCAUCGCGGACGAGAAGCUCUUCACCGUCCGGACCGACGCGGGCAUCCGAUAUUCCAGGGUCGUGAUCCUCGCUGUCGGUCCCGGCAACCAGCCACGCAUCCCCAGGAUCCCCGGCAUGACGAGCGGCUCCGAAGGGGCGGCACCUCCGUCGUUCCCCCAGGCCUGCCACGCCAUGCAAAUCCGCCACUUCCCGGACCCGGUGGUCAAACGGCGGAUAGCGGCAAACCGGCACACCAACAUCCUGGUCAUCGGCGGCGGCCUGACCUCGGCGCAGCUGGCCGACCUGGCCAUCCGCAAGGGCGCCGGCACGGUGUGGCACAUGAUGCGCGGCCCGCUGCGCGUCAAGCCGUUUGACGUGGACCUGUGCUGGAUGGGCAAGUUCCGCAACGUCGAGCAGUCGCGCUUCUGGCAGGCCGACUCGGACGAGGAGCGACUCGGCCUGAUGAAGGAGGCACGCGGCGGCGGCAGUGUCACCCCGAUCUACCGCCGCAUCCUGAAGCAGCACGUCACGUCGGGCAAGCUGCGGUUGUUUGAGAAGACCACCCUGCACGAGGCAAGGUUUCAGAAGGAGGACAGAGGAGGAGAGGACGGUCCAAGUUCUUCGGGCCUCUGGCACGUCAAGACAAGUCCCGAGGUGGAAGGGCUGCCGCCAAUGGACUACAUCUACUUUGCCACGGGGAUUGAGACCGACUUCAGGACGCUGCCCUAUCUGCAGACGAUGAUGGAGAGCCAUCCCAUUGACGGCUAUGGCGGCUUUCCGUGCCUGAACGACGACUUGAUGUGGAAGGACGAUGUGCCGCUGUUCGUGGCGGGGAGGUUGGCCGCCCUGAAGCUGGGUCCGGCCGCUCCGAACCUGGGAGGGGCUCGGAUUGCCGCCGAGAGGAUUGCGUGGGGUGUUGAGGAGGUCAUGCGCAAGGCAUCCGGUCUUGAUCCAGAUGGUGGCACGCCUUGGGCAACAGCGAGGGAAAGCUUGGUCGACUAUGCUACCGGUACCGGCAACAUGUUCAGUGGACUGGUGGAGGUUUCGUCAUAG